Messenger RNA from Thamnophis elegans (Western terrestrial garter snake), 741 nucleotides. Its product is annotated as phospholipase A2 inhibitor subunit gamma B-like. The transcript is spliced from 3 exons. The record is from RefSeq and is a predicted model, not a curated record. Lineage: Eukaryota; Metazoa; Chordata; Lepidosauria; Squamata; Natricidae. The coding region runs from base 3 to 482 and encodes 159 amino acids.
CUAUGCUGUCCUUGACUUUCAAAGGCUGUGCAAGAACUGACCAAUGUGCCAAAGGUUAUUAUAGCUCCACAUCGCUAGCCGACAAAUACGAGCAGAAGAGAAUAGCGUGUUGUGAGAGUGACAGCUGUAAUUGGGAACCUCUUCCUAUACUACGGCAUAACGACCUUAAACCGAAUGGGUUGACCUGUCCGGGCGCUUACGAAGAAAAUGGCUCCUCUAUAGAAAAUGGAACUGUUUUAUGUCUCGGCAAUGAGGUCCAAUGUUACAAUGCGAAAUUCCAAAUGCGUGCAUUGGCAGCAUUCCCUGUAACAAUCAAUGUCAAAGGAUGUGCAAACCAGAAUGUUUGUACUUACCUUAAAGGAGAAACGGAACAAGGGAAUGGAUUACUUCGUCUCAAUCUUGAAAAAAUGGAAUGCCAGAACCCUCAGGGAAUGGAAGGAUGGAAUGGCUUUUCAAAAACAAUGGGGUGGGGAUGGAAUUAAGGGCUUAAUCCAAAGAACCGUAAGAAUUUGGGAUCAAAGACACUCAGGUUCGAGAUUACAGUUGGUGAUUUGAGUUGGUGAUGGGUGGUGACGGGGUUUAAUUACUACGCUUGGAUUUUCCAGCUCACUGUGAGAUUCUUUCUUAACUUUCAACCGCCAUUAAGCUAGCAUCAAGUGAGUAAAAAUUCCCUGAACAGCAGUGGCAAUACCUUUCAAAGCUUAUUUUCUUACAGCCACAAACAGAAGGGUGAGGUGGGGA